AUGGUGAUCUUCAACGGGACGCUGCGGAUCCGCAUCCGGGAGGCGCUGGACCUCAAGCCGACGGCCUGGUCCCUGCGUCACGCCGUCGGCCCCAAGACCCAGAGCUUCCUGCUGGACACGUACAUCGCGCUGAACGUGGACGACUCGCGCGUGGGCCAGACGUCCACCAAGCAGAAGACCAACAGCCCCGCCUGGAACGACGAGUUCACCGCGGAGGUGCGCGGCGGCCGCGGCAUCGAGCUGUCGGUGUUCCACGACGCGCCGAUCGGCUGCGACGACUUCGUGGCCAACUGCGUCAUCCGCUUCGAGGACAUCCUGCACCGCGGGAGCAAGCACUUCGAGGACUGGAUUGACCUGGAGCCAGAGGGGAAGGUGUACGUGGUUAUUGACCUCUCGGGAUCUUCCAGUGAAGCGGGCUCCACCGACAAUGAGGAGCGCGUGUUCCGGCAGCGGAUGGGUCCCAGGAAGCGGCAGGGCGCCGUCCGCCGGAGGGUCCACCAGGUCAACGGCCACAAGUUCAUGGCCACCUUCCUGAGGCAGCCCACCUACUGCUCCCACUGCAGGGACUUCAUCUGGGGCGUCUUAGGCAAGCAGGGCUACCAGUGUCAAGUGUGUACCUGCGUGGUCCACAAGCGCUGCCACGAGCUGAUCAUUACCAAGUGUGCGGGGAUGAAGAAGCAGGAGGACACAGUGGAGGAGCAAGUCGGCUCCCAGAGGUUCAGCGUCAACGUGCCGCACAAGUUCAGCAUCCACAACUUUAAAGUUCUCACCUUCUGCGACCACUGUGGGUCUCUGCUGUGGGGUCUGCUGCGACAGGGACUCCAGUGCAAAGUGUGCAAAGUGAACGUACACAGGCGCUGCGAGAGUAACGAGUGUCCCUUUUGCGGCGUGGACGCCCAGGAGGAAUCGCCAAAGUCCUCUCCCGACCUGGGAGUCACACCGGACAAGAUCUCCAACAGCGGCCACAGGCGGAAAAAGCUCCCUCAGGGUCAGGAGCCCCAGCAGACGUUAGCGGGGACGCCUGAGACCCAAGGCGAUCGCUGCAGGUCCGCCCCCACCUCGCCAUGUGACCAGGACGCGAAGGAGCUGGAGAACAUCCGGAAGGCUCUGUCCUUCGGGGAGGAGCAGAAAACGCCGCACGCCCUCUCCUCCCCCUCGUCCGAUGGCGCGGUGGCGGGGGACGGCGAGGGAGGCCGGGCGAACGGAGAGGUCGGGGGUCACACCGCGCCCCAAACCCGCAGGGUGAAUUUGCCCGACUUUGUGUUCAUCAAAGUUCUGGGGAAAGGGAGCUUCGGGAAGGUGAUGCUGGCGGAGCUGAAAGGCAGCGACGAGGUUUACGCCGUCAAGGUGCUGAAGAAGGACGUGAUCCUGCAGGACGACGACGUGGACUGCACCCUGACGGAGAAGCGCAUCCUGGCCCUGGCCAGACAGCACCCGUACCUGACGCAGCUCUUCUGCUGCUUCCAGACCAAAGACCGGCUGUUCUUCGUGAUGGAGUACGUCAACGGAGGCGACCUCAUGUUUCAGAUUCAGCGAUCGAGGAAGUUCGACGAGGCGAGAUCUCGCUUUUACGCCGCCGAGGUCACGUCCGCCCUGAUGUUCCUGCACCGGCAUGGGGUCAUAUACAGGGACCUGAAGCUGGACAACAUCCUGCUGGACGAGGAGGGUCACUGCAAGCUGGCAGACUUCGGCAUGUGCAAAGAGGGCAUCCUCGACGGAGUGAGCACCACCACCUUCUGCGGGACGCCAGACUACAUCGCACCUGAGAUCCUCCAAGAGCUGGACUACGGCCCGUCGGUGGACUGGUGGGCUCUGGGGGUGCUGAUGUACGAGAUGAUGGCGGGUCAGCCUCCGUUCGAAGCCGACAACGAGGACGACCUGUUCGAGUCCAUCCUCCACGACGACGUCCUGUAUCCCGUCUGGCUCAGCAAGGAGGCCGUGUCCAUCCUCAAAGCGUUCAUGACCAAGAGUCCUAGCAAGCGUCUGGGCUGUGUGCUGGCUCAGGGUCUGGAGGAGGCCAUCAAGCUCCACGUGUUCUUCAGAGAAAUCGACUGGACGCUGCUGGAGCAGAGGAAGCUCCGACCCCCCUUCAAACCACGCAUCAAAACCAAACGGGACGUGAAUAACUUCGACCAGGACUUCACGCGAGAAGAACCCAACCUGACGCCGGUGGAGGACAGCAUCAUCAAGCAGAUCAACCAAGACGACUUUAAAGGCUUCUCCUACUUUGGAGACGAGGCUGUGGCCUAGACGCACACGCGCAGACACACACACACACACACACACGGAUGAUUGGCACAUUCAUACACACCGUCAUACCUAAAAUCUUUGAGCAAAGAUAUAACAUUUGAAGAAACACAUGGCCUGAGACCUCAUGAACUUGUCCAGAGUCUGACCUCUCCAGGAAGUAUACCAGACCAUGGGCGUCUCGGUCCUCACGGUUCCUGAGCUCUUGUUGUUGUGCUCCUUCGUGCAUAUUCCAUAAACGCUCACGCAGCAUGCCGAAGGAAGUGCACCUCAUCUCGGUCCGGACGGAUCUCCACAGCAGCGUUUUUUUCCCAGAGGCGCCUUUAGAAGAAGACAGAUGGGCAAGGUCCCGGCCUGCGAGUGUGUCCGUGUGUGUGUGCGUGUGUGUGUGUGUGUGUGAGAUAACGUGAGUGCAGGUGUGCAUGCAUGCAUAGUUGCAUACUGUACCUCCAGAAAGAGCAGGACUGUCAUUUCUGUACAUGAUGUGCUGUAUCCUGUGUCUAUCUCCGUGUUUAAAGAAUGUUUUUCUUCUUCCCUAAACUUGUAUGUGAGUGGAUAAAUAUACAUAUAUAUGAAUAUGUUGAACCAAUGAUUGUAUUUAAAGAAAAUGGUCUUGAAAGACUGUAUUCAGAGAAAUCAGCGUUAUGUUUUAAAUCUGACAAGCCGGCUGUCUUCAUGUUAUUGGAGAGUACAUCGACUUCCCCUCCUUCACAGGAACCAAGCGGCACCGUUAGCCGCCAGCUAACAGGCUAACGGGAGCCUUGUUUCCCGCUGCAGUGAGACACACUCGCAGCCUCCACGAGCUGUUUUCUACACCACUCGAUUUGUCCAAUGAGGACAAAUAAAGACAUGUCAAAAAGUCCUGGUCACUUAAACUGCACCUUCCUGAGCAAAAUGCCUCCUGGUCAACUCCUCAAAUCCUUCCACGCCCACUUGAUGGUUGAAACGCAGUGUGUGUGUGUGUGUGUGUGUGUGUGGUCAUGUGCCCGGGUCGCACACAGAGAGGACAGUGUGCAACUGAAGGUGUUUGCUCGGCGUGUGCCCGUGUGUGUGCGUUCAUAAGUGGAGAGCCCGUUUUGCGUUUUUGGAUUUAAAACACCUUUUCGUUCAUGUUGUUGUUGUUGUCGUUUUUUGACCCGGUCUUCUAAGUUGAUGACAUGUUGGAAAUCUCUCAGAAACUCCUCACGUGCUCCUCCAGGACACGGGUGUCAAAUGGGACGGUGUUCAGACGUGUUGAUCCGAGUCAUUUUAAUCCACGUGCCAUAAUGUGGCGUCGUUCACAGACAGGUACACGGGAGGCCGCUUCAGUUUAAGGCCGUCGACACUGAAGCAGAGAUGAAUGAGACGCGUCACACACACUGCACAUUCAGUUUUACUGGCAACCUUUAAAACACAAUGUCUCUUCUUCUUUUUCUUCCUUUUAAAAAACAACAACAAUUUGUUCCCCAACGGCCCUGUUCUUCCCAGAAGUCCUCCACGCUAAACGCCAAAUCAGUCCCGUUUGUAGAGAAUAAACGACUCAUGCAGGAAGUUCCUCUUCCAGCUGCGGCCUGAGGUCGCUCUCAAACAACGCAGACAGUAUUACGAUUUAACCUCCAGCAUCGAACGUUCAUCUUCCUGUGGCUCAUACGCACGUGUCGCUGUAUGUACAUGUUGGUGUUUGGUUGCCGUCCCUGUGUUUGUGAAGCUCCGAUGUACUCUGGUGGUUUUUUUUCCAUGUGCUUCACUCGGGUUUAUGUCGGAUUUCUUCUUUUUUUUUUUUUAACGCUGCGUGCCAAAUGUACUGUAUCUUAACAGGAUGUGAAGAUGUAUUUUAAUUUGUGAAACACAUUAAUUAUCAUGAUAUGAUGACGAA
Messenger RNA from Gasterosteus aculeatus aculeatus (three-spined stickleback), 4102 nucleotides. Its product is annotated as protein kinase C epsilon type. The record is from RefSeq and is a predicted model, not a curated record. Gene Ontology annotation, molecular function: ATP binding; diacylglycerol-dependent serine/threonine kinase activity. Gene Ontology annotation, biological process: protein phosphorylation. Lineage: Eukaryota; Metazoa; Chordata; Actinopteri; Perciformes; Gasterosteidae.